UUACAGCUUUUGACCAUGGCCCAAAGUGUAUGCAUAGCUUACGGCCUUGCAUGUCCAUGCCCAGGCAGCAAGCACAGCCUUGCAGUAGCUUACGGCAGAAGCCACAGGCACGCAGCAACACUCUUUCUUCCCCGUCCGCCCGCGCCUCCAGCUGGACGCUCUCCGGCUGCCGCUUUUCCCCGCCCACCGGCCGUCGUCGCUCGUCCCCAGGUUGCCGGUCGCCGGCUUGCCUGUUGGCCGCCCGCCGCUCGUCCUCGUCCGAGCAGGGAGCUGGCACAGGAGCAAGGAGCUAGAGCACAUCAGAGAGCGCUGCCAAACGGGACCUUGUACGAGCCAAGCCGGCCGAGCUCACUCAACAGGCGAGCGGCAGCUGCUUUCAGUGGCAGGUCACAGGUGAGUGGAUUGAUCCGCUAGCUAGAUCGGGCAUCGGGCCGGCGGUCGAUCUGAUUUCUGGGGCCGGCGGCCGGCGGCGGACGGCGACGAGGAUGGAAGAAGAAGGGGGUAGCAGUACUCUACGCGUACUCGUGGCAACAGAUUGCCACCUUGGCUACCUUGACAAAGAUGAGGAGCGAAGAUUCGACUCCUUUGACACUUUUGAAGAGAUAUGCUCAUUGGCAGAAAAACAUAAGGUAGAUUUCCUACUCCUUGGUGGUGACCUGUUCCAUGAGAACAAGCCUUCCAACUCGACAUUGGUAAAGACAAUUGAGAUCCUACGACGCUAUUGCAUGAAUGACCGGCCAGUGCAGUUUCAGGUUUUAAGUUAUCAGGCAGCCAGCCUCCAGAAUAGGUUUGGCCAAGUGAAUUAUGAAGACUCAAACUACAACAUUGGCUUGCCUGUCUUUGCCAUCCAUGGGAGCCAUGAUGGCCCUACUGGAGUUGAUAACAUGUCUUCGAAUGAUAUACUCUCGGCUGGAAAUUUUUUGAAUUAUUUUGGUAAAACUGAUCUUGGAUGCACGGGUAUCAGUAAAACAACAGUUUAUCCUGUAUUUAUCAGAAAGGGUAAAACUUAUGUUGCUCUAUAUGGAGUUGGCAACAUUAAGGAUGAGAGACUGAAUAGAAUGUUAAAUGAACCACAUGCUGUUAACUGGAUGCUACCUGAAAUCCGAGAUGAGAUAGACUGGUUCAACAUCUUGGUUCUUCAUCAGAAAAGAAAAAAGGCAAGUCCUAGUAGUGGUGUUAGUGAGCGCCUCCUGCCACGUUUUCUGGACUUGGUAAUUUGGGGGCAUGAGCAUGAAUGCCUAAUUGAUCCUGAGGAGGUUUCUGGAAUGGGUUUUCACGUCACCCAACCAGGUUCCUCAAUUGCUACCUCACUGAUUAAUGCUGAAGCUAAGCCAAAGCAUGUGCUAUUGUUGGAAAUCAAGGGGACGCAGUACAGGUCAACCAAAAUACCUCUGCAAUCUGUCAGACCUUUUGAAUAUGUAGAGGUUGUACUGGAAGACCAGGUAGAUGUUGAUCCUAGUGAUGAAGCAACCAUUCAUGCGUAUCUGCACAAAAUUGUGAGCAACCUUAUUGAGAAGGUUAGGGAGACAACAGCCAGUGGAUCAGAACUCAAGCUUCCACUAGUUAGAAUAAAGGUGGAUUACUCUGGCUUCUCGAUAAUAAAUUCGAAGCAAUUUGGUCAGAAGUAUGUUGGCAAGGUUGCAAACCCACAAGACAUCCUUCACUUUACAAAAUCAGGGGAAAGGUGUAAAAAUACACAAGAAAGCACUAACAGUUUUGGAGAGGUUGACACAAAUGACCUCAACAAACAAACCAUUGAAGCGCUCAUUCCAGAGACUAACUUGCAACUGGAGAUCCUUCAUCUAAAUGACUUGAACAGUGCAUUGCAUGAGUUUGUCAACAACGAUGACAGCAUGGCAUUUCACUCCUACUUGAAACAAAGCAUCGAUGAAGCAAGAGAGCCAGGAAAGAAACCCAUCACCAAGGGAAGACAGGGCUCCCAGAAUCUGCUGACCGGUGCACUCAGCGUGCUUGAAUCCGACGAUGAACCGAUUGAAUCUUCCGAUCCGGAGGAGAGUGGUAGCAGCCAGCAAACAGGAAGGAAGAGGCGUGCGGCACCAGGUGGCGGCGACGGAGGAUCUGCGGCGUCUGCUGCUGGGAGGAGGAAGACUGACCUGGCUUCGUUCCAGAGAGCUCCGAAGAAGGAAGACGACGCUGACGCGUCCAAGGAACGCAGGACUCCUGUUGCACCCGGGAGGUAUGGGGCGGUGAUCCGGAGGAGGGGAUGAGCUAGCUCGCUGGAUGUCCUGCGGCAGUGGCUGUGGCUGAUGACUGAGAUUCUUAUGGGGGGUUGAGUGUUGGCGCCAGAAUUUGUCUGGCGAACUUGAGCCUCUGGCUGAACUACUGAACUAGCUAGUGUAUUGAGGAGCUUAAGCAUUUAGGUUCAGAGCAACGUUGGAGCAUUUCUUGAUCGAUCAAGUAUUAAUGUUUGCUAAUUGACUGCACAAUAUUUUUUUUGGUAGACUGCACAAUAUUAACUACUACUUUCGUUCCAAAUUAUAGGUCGU
This is a messenger RNA of Panicum virgatum (switchgrass), 2507 nucleotides long. Its product is annotated as double-strand break repair protein MRE11-like. Gene Ontology annotation, cellular component: Mre11 complex; nucleus. The transcript is spliced from 19 exons. NCBI's taxonomy places the organism in Eukaryota, Viridiplantae, Streptophyta, Magnoliopsida, Poales, Poaceae. Gene Ontology annotation, molecular function: manganese ion binding; 3'-5'-DNA exonuclease activity; DNA endonuclease activity. Bases 486 to 2228 code for a protein of 580 amino acids. Gene Ontology annotation, biological process: meiotic DNA double-strand break formation; double-strand break repair via nonhomologous end joining; mitochondrial double-strand break repair via homologous recombination. The record is from RefSeq and is a predicted model, not a curated record.